UUUUCACGGUCAUCAUAAACAUAUCAAAUUCGUUUUUCUUUGAGUUUUCAGGAGAAAAUUGUGAAUUAUCAGUAAUUGUGCUAAGCAGCGAAAGUUAUAGAAAGUGGAGAUUUACUUUUUGUAUAUCAGCGGCAUUGUUUUUUGUUUGUUUUACAAGAAAAAACAUUACCCCCUCCAAGAGAGCAUCGCGUUGAGCUGAAAUCAGUGGGAGUUGAACAAAAAUAACAUUGUUGGAUUAAUUUGUUCUUGUUUGUGUCAUCAAUCGCAAAAUACAAAUGUAGAAAAUGUGCAUUUUCAUACCAUCAGAAGAAUGCAGCAAGAAUUUUGGUAGAGGCAAAAGUAAAGCAAAUAUUUGAAUAUGAAUUUUCAGGUAGUAUCAUGCGAGACGUGAACAAUAGUCUCUCGGCGUAGUUAAUCCAACAUGGAUAGGACUAGUAAACUUAUAGCCCCAUUAUCGUUGUCACUGCCAGAAGAGCACAACGGAGAAGUGAGACGAUCGUCAUCAUUGUCGUUACAUAAACCUAAACAUUUCCAGCAUCGUUUCGGUGUUCCGAAAAUGCUAUUUCUUUUACUCUUCUGCGGUUUACCUUUGGCAUCGUUUGGUUUGUCUUUGACGAAAAAUUCGCAGCAUCAAUCGUGCGACAAAACCAGGCGAGUAUUCACUGAGCCGUACGGUGAGAUCAGCGAUGGGCCAUCCGGAUAUAAUUACACACAAGAUUCGCACUGCGAGUGGCUGAUACGAGCUCAGAACGAAAGCCAAUUCAUCUCAUUAACUUUUCGGAGCAUGGGAACUGAGUGUUCGUACGACUAUAUUUUCAUCUACGAUGGGGACUCGUUUCGUUCGCCGCUGUUAGGGAGCUUCAGUGGGAAAACGGAACCGCAACGAGUGACGGCUUCUUCUGGCAGUAUGCUGGUGCUCUUAUACAGUGACACUAAUUAUGUCCUGGAAGGAUUUAAGGCCGAAUUUUCCGUAACAAACUGUCCAAAUAACUGCACGAAUCAUGGAAAAUGCGUCGGACAUUCAUGUGCUUGCGAAAGUAAUUGGGUUGGGCUUGAUUGUAGUCAGGAUGCAUGUCCAGAUAGCUGCGGUCAGGACGAGGACAGAGGAAUGUGUAUGAAUGCGAAAUGUGUCUGUUUCAAUGAAUACUCCGGUCAGUCAUGCAGCCUACAUAAAAGUCGUCCCACACCAAAUGAGUGGCAUUGGCUGUCCAAUUCGAAAAAUGGUUUAGCGCCGCGAGCUACACAUACUGCCGUCUAUUAUGCCCCCACUGAUUCUCUAUACGUUUUUGGUGGCUAUAAUCUGAACGAAGUGCUGGAUAGCCUACACAUUUACCGAUUUGCCAAAAGCCAAUGGGAAAAUGAAUGGGGUCUAAAUCUAGGUAGCGAAGAGCUUCGGAGUGCACGCCAGACGAACGGGAAAUCCCAAAUAAGAGUGCUCCUUUCCGAAGAAAACAGUGGGCCUAACUUUUUCAACACCGUCAUCUAUUCCCUGACUGACAAUAGGACGGGCCCAUUUGGAAGGGUGUUCUCAAAUGGAUCUAGGCCAGUCGGGCGAUAUGGACAUGCAGCAUGUACGGUGAAAGACGGAUUUGUAAUUUUCGGAGGAAAACUAGCAGGCGGACGUUUGUCCAGUGAUUUGUGGUUGUAUAACAUUAGCGAUAAUAAUGGAACAUGGUCGGAGAGAGCACAGAGUUCAACGUUCAAACCUCCGUCAUUGACAAGACACACGCUCACCUUUGCUAAUGACUAUCUGUAUGCAUUUGGAGGAGCAUUUGAAAAUGGUGAAUUUUCUUCGCGAUUGUUUAGAAUCAGGCUGUCGACUGAUCCAUCCGAGGAGCAGUGGGAGGAAGUAAUCCCCAGAGGUGGAAAGACACUAGAUCUUCGUAUCGUGGCACAUACUACAUCCUAUCAUAGGCAUAGUAAAUCAUUGAUAGUGUACGGCGGAGUUGUGGCAGGGGUAGCUAGAUUUUCCAAACUAUCGGAUCGCAUGUUCUCGUUCCAUUUGGAUCAUUUGCAUUGGGCUGAAAUAAUGUAUCCACGGACGCCGUUGAGAGAUGCCUACAUUCCGCGUGAACGAGCUUUUCACACGACUACCAUCAACGGGAACUAUUUGAUCGUAUUUGGAGGUUAUUCACAUCGUCACAAUAAAGAGGAGAUUUGUUAUGAUAAUCAAAUGUACUUGUACCAUCUGGGCUGCCACAACUGGGUCAAUCAAGACGUUUUGGGAAACAGCCGAAAUGCACGGUACCCCAAACAGCAAGGUGUGUUUGCUCACGCUGCAGCAUUGAGAAAUGGAAACACUCUUUUCCUGGUAGGAGGCUAUCAUGGAAACGUGAAUGGUGAUAUGCUUGCUUACACAUUACCACCGUUGCUUAUCGUUGAGAACGAGGAAGAUUUUGAACCAGAGUCUGCCUGCCCAAAGCAUACUUCAGUUAACGAAUGUCUCUCGGAUCCGGAAUGCGGAUGGUGUUCAGCUGAUAAUGUAUGCUACGGUCGGACGGUAGGUGCGAAUUGUACUACAAAUCUACAAACAACACGAUGUCGUGGCAUUUGUCCAGCUCUUGGAGAUUGUCAUUCGUGUUUAAUUCAUGGUUCAGCUGCGAAAGGAAGCUCCAAAUCGGUGUCAAACAAGUUGGGCUUUGAUCGGUGCACAUGGUGUGUUCAAAACGCCCGAUGUCAUCACAAGAAUGAUAACUAUGGAGUUUGUGGGGAAGAUACGCCUUCGCAAAACCCCGGAUGGUGGGGUUCCAAGGGAACCGAAGUUUUAACACCGGAUCAAUGCACUCUGAAAGAUACACGUCCAGGACUAACUUUCCUAAAAUAUCUGGAUCCCGUUAAUUGGUCCAUGCCCGAUUCGGUUAUGGUAGUUAAUGCCACCAUGGUAGAUUUUAACCUUCCAUCAACCACAACCCACACCGAGCAGUCUUUUAACGGACAGGUUGUCGCUCGAUUACUUGGAUUCAUUCGGCCACCGCCAGUUUGGGAAGGUGCUGGUGAACGACUACGGGCUUGUGCCAGUUAUUCCCAAGCUGUACUUCGCAUGGCCUCAACCGAUUUGAGUAACACAAACUCUAGGAAAAAAAUCGUCCCCGUGGUAACAGCAAACAUCACCGCUAGUCAAACUGUUUGCGAAAUGGCUCAGUGGAGAAGUUUGGAGCCCCGAUUCCGAGUGAUGGUCGAUUUCCAAGCCAAACGCAGUACGAACGUGAACAUCCAAAACAACCAUCAACAGAUCAGUAAAAUGGGACUCCAGCACAGCGCUAUCGGCCAAGAAAAUCCCAAGACAUUCACGUUCGAAUUUUUGGAACCAUUUUCCAACGGCUCAUGCAGUUCCUAUAUGAACUGCCUUCACUGCCUGUCCGAUUCGCUCUGUGGAUGGUGUGAGCUAACAGUGCAGUGUGUUUCACGUCAGACAAAUGAAUCCACGACCUGUCGGAAAGAAUCAAAUUGGCGUUAUCUAACUGUUCAACCGGCACAAUGCUCGAACUGUUCCAACCACAUCUCGUGCGAACAGUGUAUUGAGACCGGGAUUUGUGAAUGGUGGGCAGAGGAUGCUAGGUGUUCACGAAAAGGACGAUCUGUGACGGCGGUUACCGAGCUCGAACAAUGUCCAGUUCCCUGUUAUCUACGCGCCAAUUGUUCCACAUGUUUAAACGAACGAGGACGUUGCGUUUGGUGUGAAGCUACGAAUCAAUGCUUCAGUUUCUCCGUUUAUACGAGUGAAUACCAGUUUGGGUUGUGUCGAGAAUGGUUGGAUCAAACCAUGCCAACACCAACUAGUAGCGGACAGCUUCCGAAUCAACCGGUUCAACAGUGCAAAUCAUGUGGUAGCCAUAAGAAUUGUUCCCAGUGUUUACGGUCUCUAAGUUGUGGGUGGUGUUACGACGCGGAUAAUCCUAUCGAAGGCAUGUGUAUGCAUGGUGACUUCAACCGGUCUACGCAUAGUUGCCAGACAGCUUUGAACACAACUGUGGAGAAAGCAAGAUGGUCUUAUGCUCAGUGCCCUGAUGUGGACGAGUGCGAAUUGGGGCUGCAUGAUUGUCACGAGCAAGCGGAGUGCUCCAACACACACGGUUCAUACACCUGUCGAUGCCGGAAAGGUUACCUGGGAGAUGGAGUUCGGAAUUGUAUUCAAACUUGUUACGAAACGUGCGUUCAUGGGUAUUGCUCCGGUGGGCCUGACUACAAAUGUCAGUGCGACCUGGGGUGGACCGAAAUAGAUUGCAGCCAAAAUUGUGAAUGCAAUAAUCACUCUACUUGUCUCCAGGGUGUAGGAAAAUGUGAUAAAUGUAUGAAUUGGACUGAAGGCCAGUAUUGUGAGCGAUGCAGUCCAGGAAGUUUUGGUAAUGCCACAUCUGAGCUGGGAUGCCAACCAUGCGAUUGCAAUGGACAUGGAAAUGAAGCUUUGGGUAUUUGUGAUUCUCAGACGGGUGAGUGCUAUUGUCAGGAUAAUACUGAAGGAUUGAAAUGUGAAAUGUGCAACCGAAACUUUUUCGGUGAUCCCAGAGGAGGAGGACAGUGCUACUAUCAAUGCGAACCGCGAGGCGUGCUGACAAAUAUUGGGACCGAAGGAAUCGGAUCGUACCAAUCACACCGAUCUGUGCGAGGUGGUACAGAGGCUCGGGAAUGCUUGUGGAUUAUUAGCCCAUAUGUAAAGCAUGGAGUGGAACUGAAGAAUGCUAUAAUUCAAUUCGAAAUUGAGCCGCAAGAUAUGAACGUUACUUGUGGUCAAAAUGCAGUAUACGUGUACGAUGGUUUACCGGACCUAACGGGAGCUACUCAACAGAAACAGUUGUUGGCUGUGUUUUGCAGUGAAGAUAAAAGUCCAUGGAUAACCGAAGCUCGGUCAGGUCAUCUGACCAUCCAUUACAAGCAAGGAGGACAUGGUCAGGGCUUUAAAGCAGUGUACAGUGUAAUGAGUUGUUCGAUCAACACUUGCAAGCGUCCAUAUGUCUGUAUUGACGAAAGAUGCGUUUGUCCGAAAGGCUUUGCCGGACCUCGCUGCUCGUUGAAAAUAUGUCCUUCAGAUUGUAAUGUCGAUUUGAAGCAGGGAGUUUGCGAUGUCGGGUACGGACGUUGUACUUGCACUACUGGGUAUGGAGGCGCCGACUGUUCACGUCCCAUCAAGCCAUCGAAUAUUGUGUUUCUGGAGCUGUUCAACUCGUAUCUCAUUUCCGACAGCUUUGAACACCUACGCAAAACGUUACCGCGCUUUGGUCACUCUCUGGUCGCAGAUCGUCGUGGAUCGCUUUGGAUGUUCGGUGGAUACUCCUUGUCCCAUGGACCGUUAAACGAUAUUCGUCAAUUCGACACGAAAAAUAACACAUGGAUGCAAGUUACGGUCGAUUCCAGCCCAGAAGACCGAAUGCCCCUGGGGAGGUAUUUCCAUGCUGCAGAAAUAAUAUUCUCAAAGCAAGCGAUUUACAUUUAUGGAGGACUUUCCCGGAACCAAUCUUCAUACAUAGUGUUGGAUGAUUUCUGGCAGUUUGGCUUACAAACUCAACGUUGGAGUAUGGUAACUCAAAAUGGAUCAAAGCCACCACCAUUGGCAGGGCAUACGAUGACAUUGGUGAAAGAGGCUGACAAGGAAAUCCUUCUUAUAAUAGGAGGAUUCUCUGUCGCAGGUGGCAUGCACAAUCAUAUAUGGAUGUUUGAUUUGAGUUCAAACAGCUGGUCAAAGGUACUGACCACUGGAGCUAAACCCACCGGUAUUUUCGGUCACAGUACAGUUUGUCAUCCAACCAAACAAAUCCUGUAUCUUUUCGGAGGAAUACUGUAUUCUGGCGGUAGAACGAAAGUUUCUCAUAAGCUUUAUGCGUUCAGCUUCAAGAAUCUCAAAUGGACCGAGCUACCGGUUUUUGUUAACAGACCAACGGAUUAUGUUCCUCAAGCCAGAUAUUUGCAUUCGGCUGUCACUACCGAUAACUAUAUGUUGGUGUUUGGUGGCAGGACGCACCCUGGAAGCGAAGGUGAUGCAAUAGUAGCUUACGUAUACAAAUGUAAUCAAUGGAUAAAGCUGAGUGGAGACAUUGAAGUAAUAGGGAAUAGUUUCGACAAGACUUACGCCCAAGCGAUGACCCAAGAUCCGGACCAUGAUGCAUUCUACGCGGUCGGGGGUUGGGAUGGAAGCAGCUACAGUCGUGUUACAAAAAUCAUCAUGCCGCAAGAUCUGUGCGAUCUCUGGAGCAGCUCUAAGUACAUUUGCCGACAAUAUAUGGGCUGCAGCUUUUGCGCAAUCAAAACAAUGGAAGAGUACAUCUCUCAUUGCUACUCGGUGGGAAAUUCUGAUAUUUGCGAUGCACAAAAUGGCACACUAUCAUUCAACAACGGUGCAUCGUGCGACGAAGAAUGGAUGUCAAAAAGGAAUUGUUCUUUGUUUGAUACCUGUUCCACCUGCCUCGCGUCGUAUCCAUCUCAUGUAGAAGUCAAUCCUGUUUGUCAAUGGUGUACUGAAUGCGGUGUUCGCGGAAAAUGCUUGCCAUAUGACGUCGAAUGCAAUGGCGAGAAAAAGUGCCUCUCCAACAACUAUACAACAAUCACGGAUUUAGAUAACUGUCCUGCGUUCAACUGCUCUGCUUCUGAUUGCGAGAACUGUCAUGCAAUCCCAAAUUGCUCCUGGACAUUUACUGGGAAGCACUAUCAGUGUCAGUUUCGAAACGAAACCGAUAGCAAUAGGAAACCUGCCGCCUGUCCUCCCAAUUGUCACACAUACACAUCCUGCAGCACUUGUCUGAGUCAGCCAUCUUCGGAGGGUGGUUUCGCAGAUUGCAGAUGGUCAACCCAGUUGAAUGAAUGUAUUUCCCCUAGCUAUCAGCCUAUCUACUGUGCCGGUAGCAUCUGUGGAUUGGUCUUGGACCCAUCGAAUAUCGAACAAUGUCCGGAACCUUGUGGCGCGUUCAUUCAAUGUGCCACAUGUCUUCGUCACGCGCACUGUGGAUGGUGUUCACGAAAUGGUACCGAAGGUGAUGGGGUUUGUACGGAAGGUUCCUUGGAUAGUCCGGUGGAUUAUCCGGCAGCUUCGACAUGCGACGUUAUCUAUAGCAUUAAGAACAAUAUCACAACAAUCGAUCGGAACGAUAGAUUCAGUUGGAACUACGUUAAAUGUCCGCCGGAAAAUGAAUGCGCAAAUAGCCAUCACAAUUGUAAUGUGAAAUCGGAACGUUGCGUUGAUCUGCUACAUGGAUACGAGUGUCAGUGUGCCAACGGAUAUAAAUCUGAUGCUGGAGUUUGUGUUCCUGUCUGCAAGCAAGGUUGUGUCCGUGGACUUUGUACCGAACCGGCCAAAUGCGAGUGUGAUUUUGGAUAUGUCGGUGCCAAUUGUAGCAUACAAUGCCAGUGCAACGGGCAUUCCAACUGUGCUGGACCUGAUCAAUUGGAUAAAUGUUUGCACUGCCAUAACAAUACGCUUGGUACCCAAUGUGAAAAAUGUAUGCCCUUUUUUGUUCGAGACCCGCGGAACAAUGGAGAAUGCAUUCCAUGCAGCGAUUAUUGCUACGGUCACACCGAUCUUUGUGUGGCAAAAAACAUGGAGCAAGUAGUGAAAAAUAUGAGUCGAGUUGAGCUGACAAGUUAUCUCAUAGAAGGACCUCAAUCGGAUGCGGUUUGUCUACGAUGUGAAAAUUUUACCGAUGGUGAUCGUUGUGAUACCUGUAUUCCUGGUUAUUUUCGUGGAGCUACAAUUGCCAGCGAUCUGUGUCGACCGUGUCAGUGCCAUGGGCACGGGGAUAUGUGCGAUCCGGUUACCGGAGAGAAAUGCAACUGCGGCAAUAACACCGAAAGUGACAACACCUGUUCGGCGAAGGGCAAAAAUCUGGCAUACAGUUGCUGGUCUAUGCAAUGUACAAAGUGUAAAGAUUCAUACUCCGGCCACCCGUCCAAUGGACACCAGUGUUACAAACACAUCACGGUGGACUCUAGAAUGUGUUUUGACGCCAAAACAAUAGAUGAAUGCAAAAUCAAGCCACAACCCCUGAAAUCCGGACAAACAGUAUUUUUUGUAAUACAACCGCGAUACAUGAAUGUCGACAUUAGAUUUAUGGUGGAUGUAACGCAAGGUGAAUUAGAUUUUUAUAUGAGUCCCAACGAUGAGUCAUUCGUAGUGCAUUCGAAUAGCAGUUCUGGGCAUCACGACAUUUUCCUAGAUAACCGCUACUCCUGGCAGCACGAUAUAGUAGAUGUUUCACCCGUAGAUACUUUUAGUCUGUAUCCCCUUUAUGUUAAUGGUAACGGUUCUGAUAUAAAUAUGGAGCCACCCAUAUCAGUUGGAUCGGCAACUCAUUCUAACUGUCGAAUGGAUACGGAGAAAUUUUUCUACGUGAAGGACAAAAUAGCCAAGGAUUUGAUAACAUACGUAACACUGUAUCAGUGCAAUUCACUGCUGCGGGUGUUUGGACUGAAGAAUCGACUAGUUGUAACACUUCCACAUACUAUACAUUCUUUGGGUCAAACAAAAUUUUACAUAGCAUUGCGAGCGCGCACCGGUUCAACGGCUAGCUAUGGCCUGGUAUUUUUUCGUCAAGAUCAGCUGCACAUACAUUUGUUUGUGUUUUUCUCAGUAUUUUUCUCGUGCUUCUUUUUGUUCCUCGCGAUUUGUGUUCUCGCAUGGAAAGCAAAACAGGCAGCUGACAUGCGGCGCGCCCGAAGACGCCAUGUGGUUGAAAUGCUGCACAUGGCCAAACGUCCAUUUGGUAGAAUAAAUCUUACCUUAGACAGUCCCAGUGAAACCCCCGCCAGCCAUCGAAAGCGAGGUCGAAGCAAACAUUUGGUGCAACUUCAGCAGGACAUUGCGCCGGUUGCGUUAGAGCCAACAUCGGACAAUAUAGCCGCCGUUGGUACCAUGUUCGUACGUCUUCCAGGCAAACAAAAGUCGCAAAUUACUCUAGCACUGGCAUCAUCGUUAGUAGUCCUAACGCGAAACCAUACCACGUACAAUCGGGCCUUUCUUCGGCGAAGAGGUUCGUCGCAUUAUCAAGCUCAAAACAUCCAACAACAUUUACAGGGCCAACAGCAACAAGUGCCACCCAUGUUCAUUGAUCUGCCACAUGAACAAGUUCCACUGCAACCCAUGGCAUUCAAUAGAGCGCAAUAGAUUACGUUGAUUUCCAAUUAAGUUUAGCAUAGCUAUUAUUUUAUUAUUUUGUAUUUUUUCUUACUCUCACUGUGGUUGGAAGUUACGCACAAGGUAUAUUUAAUUGUUAAUAUUUAUUAUAUUUAGAGAAAAAAAAUAGCAAAUCAGUUGUGAUAAUUUGGAAAAAAGUCAUUUACGCAAGGUAGUACUUAAUGUGAAACAAUAUGAGUUGGUUCACAAAUUUUAUAACGCGAAACCUAUCUUCCCGGGAGGCUUUAUUACAUAUUAUAUCUGACACCCGCAAACUCCUUCGUCUAUCGCUAUGAAAUUCGUGAAUUUGACUCAGUUGUAAAACAGAUGUUUGCUGGAAGCUCCAUUACAUAGUUGAAUGACUGUUGUGUAUCUAUUCUUAUAUUUGUUCGAUGCAGUUUGUUAUAUAAGUCCGUAUAAUCGUAUAACGAAUCGUCUUCAUAGUGAAGUUCCUGUAGACUUCGAAAGGGUUAAAGAUUUACUUUAUCUACGAUACACAAACAUUUUUUACAAAUUGUCAAAAUUGCCCCAUAUGUACAGAAAAUAAGGCACUGAUGGGACAGUUGUGCUUUUACGGGCAGUAGAUCUGUAAGGAAUUUGUGCUCCUUCUAAAUUUAUAGGAACAAAUCCCUCCUAUAUUUUAUCUCAAAAAUUUAGCCUUUAAUUUCCUUGGUGCUGUACCAAAAUUCCUGAAAGUUUUUUUUUUGCAACAAGUUAGUUAGGGUAGAUGUACCAGAUAUGGCUACA
This is a messenger RNA of Ochlerotatus camptorhynchus, 9844 nucleotides long. It is a transcript of the gene Megf8, whose product is annotated as multiple EGF like domains 8. Gene Ontology annotation, molecular function: protein binding; calcium ion binding. Lineage: Eukaryota; Metazoa; Arthropoda; Insecta; Diptera; Culicidae. The record is from RefSeq and is a predicted model, not a curated record. The coding region runs from base 422 to 9088 and encodes 2888 amino acids. The transcript has 5 exons.